This is a messenger RNA of Alligator mississippiensis (American alligator), 6871 nucleotides long. RefSeq names its product up-regulator of cell proliferation-like. The coding region runs from base 7 to 4701 and encodes 1564 amino acids. The record is from RefSeq and is a predicted model, not a curated record. Gene Ontology annotation, molecular function: GTP binding. Lineage: Eukaryota; Metazoa; Chordata; Crocodylia; Alligatoridae. The transcript has a single exon.
AUUUUAAUGUUCCUACAUUACAAUUUUUCUGCAGAUAGAACAAAAGCAUGCAAGGAAGUUAUGUCCAAGUUAACAUUAAUGAAAUAUAAAAAUGAGAAGCUCCAACUGAAGGACAUCCUGGAAAUCAGCUCAGGAAGUAUACAGGACCGGACUCCUCAGACACUAGGAGAUUUACCGUGGCAUUUUCUGAGGAAAGUAAUGGCUUUGAAUGUCACAGCCAGAAGCACAAGCCUUGUGCAUGUGACUCUUGGUGAGCAACCCGCUAAGGGGAACGAAGAACAGGGUAUUGAUGAAACAAUCUUCCUUCUCAGCAACAACGACAUGGAGGAUGGUGUGAACCCCCUGGAUGUGGUCUGUGCAGUCCUCCAUUGCUCAGACAGUUUCCUGCAGCAGGAGAUCCUGUCCAAAAUGGCCAUGUGCCAGUUCGCCCUCCCUCUUCUCCUCCCUGCCCUCGAUACCCCCAAGUGCACCCUCCUGCUGUGGGCCAUGAGGGACAUUGUGAAGAAGUGGAGGCCGUACUCCAUGGCAGAGAGCAGGGGCUUCAGAGAGGAGAGCCUGGUGCUCACCCAAAUGCCAACCAUCUCCUUUGUAAGACUGCAGCACUGCAACCUCUCCAAGUCCAAACUCCUCAAUGAGAUCCUCAGCCCUGCCCAGCAGCACCACGAUUUCUUUGUCCACAGAGACAUGGCAUCUGGGAAUGUCCCUCAGGCAAUCACAAAUGGGCUGGUUGAGAUUUCCUGGUAUUUCCCCGGGGGGAGGGAGACCCUGGAUGUUUUCCCAGAGCCCAUUGCAGUUACUAACCUGCGUGGAGAUGUUGCAUCGCACUGGCCACACUUUAGCUUCUUAACAGAGGUCUCCUCAGCAGUGUUCAUAUUUGCUGAAAGCAUUACUGAGAGAGAAUAUGGGCUGCUGUCGUCCCUGAGAGAAUCCACGGCCAAGUACUACUUCAUUCUCAACCACCAGGCCAGGCGUGCCCAGGAAACCCUGGGGUUCCUUAAGAAGUUAUCCCCAGUGCUGAAACUAAAAUCUUCACAUGUGCUGAUGAAAGAUGAGACCACAAAUAUAGCGACAUUUGUGAAAAAGCUCCAUACCACUAUAUUAGGCAUACUGAAAUCUGCUCCCAAGAGGCUGGCUAUCCAAGACAUGGCUGUGACAGCACGUGAACUAGGAAUCCACGUAGAUGAGGACCGUAAGGAAUGUCUGGACACAAGUAAGCACGCUGAUGAAAUCACCCAAAAAAUAAGGGAUGUUGCCAGGUACAAACAAGAAAUGCUGAGACUCCAAGGAGAUUUAUGGAGGAACUUAGCUAAGGUGGAAAAGGAAUUGUGCCGAAUGGCCAGACAAGGGGACACCCCUUCUGAGAAAUAUAGAUCUCAGCUGAAGGAAAAGAUGUUGGAGAUACGUAAACAGCAGAACACAUGUGAUCUUACUGAUGGUCUGACUAAAUUCAUUAGUGGAAUAGGACACCUCCCCCAAGUGGAAAAGCAGUAUUUCCUGAAAUGGGUGAAGUUCCAGCUGGAUUCAGUCGCAAGGGAGAAUCUUUCUCUAUUGAGGAACACAUACAAAGAGAAAUGUAAAACUUUAGAUGACCCCCAAAAGUUGGCUCAAUUAGAUAAAUUAAUAUCAUCAGCUUCCCUAGGAGUGGAGCAUUUCAUGCGUGAAUUGGGGCAGUUCUAUGAAGCUGAAUGUUCAAUGGUAAAGGAAAGGAAAAUUCAGAAACAUCAGAGGCAGUUCACCCAGCUCCCAGGCAUUGCAGCUGACCUGAUGCUGGAAGGGUUUCCCCUGGAGCUGCUCGAUGGAGAUGCCUCCAACAUCCCGCUGCAGUGGGUGACAGAUGUGCUGACUCAGCUCCACACCCGGCUGCGGGGAAGGUCCCGGAUGGUGGUGCUAACAGUGCUGGGAGUGCAGAGCACGGGGAAAUCCACCCUGCUCAACACCAUGUUCGGCCUGCAGUUUGCCGUGAGCAGUGGCCGAUGCACACGAGGGGCCUUCAUGUUGCUUAUUAAAAUCAGGGAGAAUUUAAAAGAGGAGCUGGGCUGUGAUUUCAUCCUGGUGAUAGACACUGAAGGCUUGAAAGCCCCUGAACUGGCCACGCUGGAGGAUAGCUACCAACACGACAAUGAGCUGGCCACGCUGGUGAUUGGGCUGAGUGACAUCACCAUCGUGAACAUGGCCAUGGAGAAUGCCACGGAGAUGAAGGACGUCCUGCAAAUCGCGGUGCAUGCAUUUCUCAGGAUGGGGGAAAUAGGGGUGAAACCCAACUGCCAGUUUGUGCAUCAGAACGUCAGCGACGUGUCUGCGCACGAACAAAACCUGAGGGACAGGAAACGCCUCCUGGAGCAGCUGAACGAAAUGAUCAAAGCCGCAGCAAAGAUGGAAAAAUUAAACAAGGAAAUAACGUUCUCUGACAUAAUGGACUACGAUGCAGAGAAGCACAACUGGUACGUCCCUGGGCUGUGGCACGGUGUCCCCCCCAUGGCUCCAGUAAACACGGGAUACAGUGAAAAGGUGUUUGAGUUCAAGAAAUACCUUUUUGAAUUCAUAAGGAACCGUUCACGUACAAGAAAGGCCAAGGAUGUCCCCCAGUUUAUCAAAUGGGUGGAAAGCCUGUGGAGUGCUGUGAAACAUGAGAACUUCAUCUUCAGCUUCAGAAACAGCCUCGUGGCUGAAGCCUACAAUCAGCUGUGCAUGCAGUAUGCCGAGUGGGAGUGGGAUUUCCGCAAGGAGGUGCACCUCUGGGUAACUGAGAAGGAAACAGCAAUUCAAAACCUUUCUCCUACCGAACUAGAAGCUGAUGACUUCCAGCAUGCAAUGCAACAGAAGCUUCUUUGCGGAGAAGAGAAAAUUCUGGAGUCUUUAAGACAGUAUUUUGAAAGUGGAGCCGCAAACCUGCCUCUGAUAGAAAAGUAUAGAGAAGAUUUCAUCAGAAGUGCUAAGGGCCUGAAGAAUGAACUAGAGAGUUAUUCAUUUAGCAAAUGUAAGGAAGCCGUUCAUAUUAAAAAAGGCCAGCACAAAAUCGAAUUCAUCCGGGGUGAGUACCUGAAAGUAAUUGAAGAGAAAGUGGACAAGCUUUUGGACGACUGCAGAAGAAAACAAAGGAAACUGCAAGAUAAAGAAUUGGAAGAAGAAUUUGAGAAAAUGUGGAAAGAAACGCUGCUUGAAUUAUCUCCCAUUCGUUUAAAGAAACGGCAAGUCCAUGAAGAGAUGGACCUCCAGCUGAGAACAGACCUUGGUAAGAGAAGAGGUCCAGUCAAUCAGAAAAUACAGAGAGCUAGAAGCUUGUUGAAUUAUAACAUUCAAUCUUUCCAAAUGCGAAAUGAAUAUUUAGACUCCUCUUGGCAUCAUCGUGUUACAGAUUAUAUAUACAAUGAACGGUCACAGAAAACAGGAGAAGUUGCAAGCUCCUUGCUGAGCCGAUGUAGUGACUACAUUCAGGGAAGGGUCGCUUCCAAAGCAGACUAUGAUAAAACCUACUGCGGAGAGUUGUUGCAUAUGAUCAAUGAAAGGCUUCAACAAAACGAUGUUCAGAAACUUCAUACUUCUGCCCACUUUGAAGUAGACCUGAAGCUUCACAUUUUGGGGGAAGCAUCUCGAGCAUUUCAGAAGAUGCAUGAAGAUUUUAUCAAGGAAAAUGACGCUCAGCAACGUCUGGAGAAGCUGAAACCUCAAUAUUUCUCUAUAUUUAGAGACCAUUACUUGGAAAAAGAUGCCUGGCAAGAUAGGGCCAGGGAUUUCUGCCAUCAGUGUCUCAAACCUGCCAUCAUGGAUUAUGUGAAUAAAAGACUUGGUCUGGAAAUAGUAGAUGAUUUUCUUAGCAGUGGACUGUCUAGGGAAUAUGCCAGCCGGAGCUUUUUCCAGUUCACAGUGCUGGAAAAGCUGUUAGAAGAUGGCAACUUUGACAAGUAUGUAGAGUACAUUAGUAAUUAUGAAAAGUUUGUAAAAGAUUGGAUAUGGACACACAUUUUAGAUCACUAUGGAGAGAAUGAAGAUUUAGAUAAACUGGAGAAAGGUAUUUUAUCCUCCAUUAUAAAGAAAGUCGGGGAUGCUCUGGAGCCCACCAAACUUGAAACGGCCAAUACUAUCUCAGCCUUUUUAGAAAACUUUUGCAAAAUGUUAAAGAAGGAUCUGGUCAUUUCCAAAGACAGCUUAGUCGGGAUUCAGUUUAAGAACACAGCUAAUCCAGAUCAGUUUUCUGAUUUUAUUCAAUCCUUUCUUCCUGGUCUGCAACAACAAGUACUAUCUGAGUUGAAAGGUUUGGAUGUUAGCUCAAAGCUCUGCAAGCUCCCCGUGAAGCCCCAGGAGGAAAUCUUUAAGCGAGUGUUUGGCUGUGGGAAUCAGUGUCCGUUCUGCAAGGUCCCCUGUGAAGCAGGAGGAGCGGCUCAUGAGCAGCAUUUUGCAUCAGUUCAUCGUCCUCAGGGGCUUGGGAGGUACCGUUAUGUUGCAACAGAAGAUCUCACGUGUGCCAUAUGUUCUUCUGAUGUGGUUUCCAACAAACAGUUUAAAAAUUCAGACACAGAAUGGAAAUAUCAUCCUUACAAAGAUUAUCAUCAGUAUUAUCCUGAUUGGCUCAUCCAGCCAGAUCCCAGCAUCGAUGCUUCUGAUUACUGGAAAUAUGUUUUUAAAGAGUUCAAUCAAGAGUUUGCUGAGAGAUAUGGUGCUAAACCAGCUGAUCUCCCACCUGACUGGCAAGGAAUUACAUAAGAGCAGGCCUUGGGCAGCCUAAGAGAGCUUUUCAAUAUGAAAUAAAAACAGUCUACGGAAGUGCAAUAUAUUCGUGAUUAACGAGGAAAAUGAGAAGUCUUUUGAAAAAGCACACUUUUUCCCAUUAAUGCUGUUAGUUCCCAGUAGGACCCCUUCAUCCAGGGCAGAACCUGUCUUCUCUAUCUUCUGCUUGUUCAGCCUUUAGCUUGAAGACCGGAAAGGCUUUCCAGGCGGUGCUGAGCUACCUUUCUUCCGCUCCCCAAACCCUGACCACCGCUGUGAUUUCACUCUCUGCCAUGCUGGUACUUCAUAGACCUGCGGGAGUUCCUCCUUCAGUUGUCUCCAGACACCAGUGAUUCUCAGCCAGGAGGUCGCAGCACCCUGGGGUGCACAAGAUCCUUGUCUCGGUGCAGUGAAAAACAAGCCGUGUUCGGUGUGCAAACACCCACGUGAUUUGCUACCUAAACCCGGAGUUUUUAAACACAAAGCUAUCGUGUCCAAAGCAUCCCCACCUGGCGUGCUCUCUCUGAGCGUUUUCAACAGAAGAACUGCUCUCUUACCUCCCAACAGCGAUCAAUGAGUGAAAGCUCAGAGGUGGUAUCUUCCAAGGAGCGCAUUGAGUCUAACAAGGCAAGCCUUGAGUCUCAAAGCGCAUUUCUACCCAUCCUUGCAUGCUCGCCUGAACUUAAUGCGCUUUUGCCCAGGCACAUUAAGGCAAUUGAAAAAAACAAAAACAAAAGAACAAAAAUCCCCAAAAGAGCAGUAGACCUAUAUGUUGGCUUGUCUUUCACAAUAGAUCUUUCAAGUUAAACAUUUUCUGCCCAGAAAGUAGCAGGCAUUCAUGCUCUGUGCCCUUAAUUUCCUCCAUCAUCAAGCAGCUACUAGUAAAAUAUUAUUGUAAUGACUAGAAUCACCUGGUGGAAAAUACUGAAGAAGUCAAGCUGUUUCUUUUUUUCAUUGUUAUGAAUUUGCCUUCAUGGUUGGGGUUUGGGGAAAGCAAAAAAGUUAAGGUUAUUUGACAGAUGAAGGAAUGAUUUUUUUUCUUUCAAUUGGCCUUGCAAAGGACCAGGAUGCUACAAAUAUGGAAAGCAGCAGGUACCAGUUUCUAUUAGUGAACUAAUCUUUUUGUGUAUCUCUAGUGCUGUUGAUAAUUUCUCCCUCUCCAAGGCAAAUAUGUUUCUAAAAUAGCAACAAGAAUUCAAUAAAAUUUCUUAAUCAAAACCACAGAAAAAGGUGAUUUCUUACAGUGUUCAACCAUAGCUUCUUAGGGUAAAAUUCUCAAGGACAGAGCUGUUUUCAGGAUCAGGGACCAGUUUAAGACAAGGGAGGGUCGCAGAGUCUGCAGUGUAAGGGAUGUGCCUGCUCCACGCGGAGGAGAGGUUGCUUUGCACCUGUAUUUAUGCAGCUAGAGGCACUCUUUCCAAAUUCCACGUUCGGUGUUGACACGUGUGCAGCUGGGGUUUGUAACCAUUCGGCUGGAAACCAAGACACAGCUUCCAACUAUCACCAGGGUUAGAGUCUGGAACAGCCUUUGAUUUGGAGAAGGAGUCUGAACAUGCUUUCCAUUGGAUCUAGAUUGGCUUACGUAAGGGGUUAUAUGACAUAGUUUCCCAUGGUGCUGUGGGACAGGAUCUGAUGGACUGAGGACCUUACAAAGCCCAGUUGUCUCUAUCGACCACCAGCUGCCUCCUCGAUGCUCAUCACUCUUCUACUAACUUCACGAAGGCUGAGUCUCUCACAGGAUUUUCCGGGUACCGUUCAUGUCGGCGAUUGCUGGGGAUUCCCAUGAGAAGACCAUUACACCCUUCCCCUCCCCCGUCCAUGUGCAGAAAGCAUUUGAGAACUGCAAAGGUGACUGCGGGGCAACCACAGGAUUUCAGUAGGCAGAGGGGCUUCUGUAGAGGCCAACUAGACCUGUGCAAAAUUUUGGCAGCCGUUUCAUUUCGGAGCUGUUUCAGGCCAUGUCAGCACCCAAAACACCGAAUCCAAAAUGAAACAGAAGGCUCCAAAACUUCUCCGCAAUGAAACGAGGCAUCCGAAAUGUUUCAGAAAAUUUUGGAGUUCCAGGGCUGGGCUUGCAGGGGAACAGUUGUAUGCUGGUGCCCUGCCACGUGACUUGGCUCCACAGGGAGCAGAGCCAUGCUGGGGUCUCUCUUCUGCCACUGGCCUC